Molecule: messenger RNA, 879 nt
Organism: Marasmius oreades (fairy-ring Marasmius)
Lineage: Eukaryota; Fungi; Basidiomycota; Agaricomycetes; Agaricales; Marasmiaceae
Exons: 6
Coding region: 1-879 (292 amino acids)
Source: RefSeq, a predicted model, not a curated record
AUGUCCUCACCACCUUCCAGAGGUGCUUACACUGCCCGGAAACUUUCCGGAUUGAUCGACGCCAUUGGCCUGUUGAGUCGCCAAAAUCUGAGUUACUUCUUCGAGAUUUGGCGCCAACUCGUUGACAAUGAACCCACUCAGAAAUUCCCGGACACUCGCUUCCCUGAUAUUAAAUGCGUUGGGGUGUGGGACACUGUCGGAUCCGUUUACGGUGAAAUUGAUGCUUUGAAUAUCAAAGAUACAAGUCUCCCGCCCACCAUAAAGGUUGCCCUCCAUGGAAUUUCUCUCCAAGAAAAUAGGAAAAGAUUCCUCCCGACUUUAUGGACUAUUCCAUCCGGAGGAUUGAAGGAUGGUCAGGUUCUUAAGCAGGUUUGGUUUGCCGGAGCUCACUCUGACGUUGGCGGAGGAUAUGAGCGUCAUGAACUAGCAGAUAUCAGCGUCUAUUGGAUGGCGGGAGAGAUCCAAAAUCUCAUUAAUUUGGACCUCGAGUUCCUACGCUCCUACGCCCAACCUAAUCCCGACCCUUGGGGCACUUCCCAGCCUCACAAUGCCUACGAGGAGACCUCUACAGUUCUGAAACCAAUCAUAGGCCAUGAAACGCGCCUCGAGAGUGGCCAGCUUACCCCACAGGCAGUGUUCCAUUCAAGCAUCCAGUUCUCGCCCCAGAAACUCGAUUCUCCUGACUAUAUGAUCACCAUGUCUAUCGUUGAGAAAAAGUUCGGAAGUGGAUUCCAACCUCAAUACCCCCCGUUGAACGAAUUUGAGCAAUAUUGCAAGGACCAUUGGGGAACUGGGUUGAACGCAGGACGCCAUGGUAUCGAAAGCCCUCAAAUUAUUUUGCAACCACUCGCUGUUUUGAAAAAGACCUUGGGGCUUUAA